AUGUUCAGUGUCAGCAAUGAUGGUUAUUUAACUUUCGGACUAUUUGAAAAAUUUUUAAAUAUAUUUAUUGUUGGAGACUCAGAUGAUACAAAUAAAAUGCAAAUUACUUUGAAACAUGGAUGGUCAUGCAAUCUAAUUGUUUUUUCAGCUGCUACCUAUUAUAGAAAUAAUAAACCAGUAACAUAUAUCUGUGGUGGUGUUGAUAAUACUAAUGACAAUAGAAGUGGUAUUUCUGAUGUUGAUGGGUAUUAUAAUGUAAAUGAAGUAUUUUGGAAUAGAAAACGAGUAUAUUGUAAUG
This is a messenger RNA of Entrophospora candida, 298 nucleotides long. The record is from the annotation of a GenBank genome assembly. NCBI's taxonomy places the organism in Eukaryota, Fungi, Glomeromycota, Glomeromycetes, Entrophosporales, Entrophosporaceae.